UGUCUGACCCUGCCUGCCGUGUUUUCUCUUUGGGCCGUGAACGCAGCGUUACGCUCGAUGACGUUGCAGGAAGAGGACAACAAAGAUGGCGUCCGGACAGCAGUGGGUGCUGGUGGAAAUGGUUCAAGCUUUUUACGAGGCCCCUGCUUAUCAUUUGAUUUUGGAAGGGAUCCUAAUCCUGUGGAUCAUCAGACUUCUGUUCUCAAAGACCUAUAAACUCCAGGAGACGUACAAACUAACAGAGAAGGAAAAGGAGGACCUCAUUGAAGAAUGGCAGCCAGAGCCCCUUGUUCCUCCUGUGUCCAAAGACCAGCCCUUCCUAAACUAUGAUAUCGUCACAGGUCCUCCCAGCCACAAAAUCACCAUAAAUGGAAAGGAGUGCAUUAACUUUGCCUCAUUUAACUUCCUGGGUCUCCUGGACAAUGAACGAGUCAAGCAUAAGGCCUUGGCAUCGCUCAAGAAGUAUGGUGUUGGCACAUGCGGUCCCAGAGGCUUCUAUGGAACUUUUGAUGUCCACUUGGAAUUAGAGAGCCGUCUGGCCAAAUUCAUGAAAACAGAGGAGGCCAUCAUCUAUUCCUAUGGCUUUGCAACCAUUGCUAGUGCAAUACCCGCCUACUCCAAGAGGGGAGACAUCGUUUUUGUGGAUGAGGCAGCAUGCUUUUCUAUCCAGAAAGGCCUCCAAGCCUCCCGCAGCUUCAUCAAAUACUUCAAACACAAUGAUAUGGAAGAUCUGGAGAGGCUGCUCAUGGAACAGGAGCAAGAGGACCAGAAGAAUCCUCGUAAGGCCCGAGUGACCAGGAGAUUCAUCGUCGUGGAGGGCCUGUACAUAAACACUGCAGACGUCUGUCCUCUCCCAGAACUGGUGAAGCUGAAGUACAAAUACAAGGUGCGGAUCUUUCUGGAAGAGAGCAUGUCUUUUGGCGUGCUGGGGGAGCACGGCCGAGGGGUCACGGAGCACUUUGGGGUUAAUAUAGACGACAUAGACCUGAUCAGUGCCAACAUGGAAAAUGCAGUGGCUUCAAUCGGCGGCUUCUGCUGCGGCCGCUCCUUUGUCAUUGACCAUCAGCGUCUGUCAGGCCAAGGCUACUGUUUCUCUGCCUCCCUGCCCCCCAUGCUGGCUGCAGCCGCCAUCGAGGCCCUUAACAUCAUGGAGGAGGAUCCAGGUAUUUUUACUGUCCUGAGGGAGAAGUGCAGGCUUGUUUAUGAAGAAUUACAGGGCAUUCCUGGCCUGAAGCUAAGAGGAGAGCAGUUUGCCCCGGCACUUCACUUACAGCUGGAGAGGAGCUUCGGCUCCAGAGACACUGAUCUGAAGAUGCUGCGCAGCAUUGUAGACUAUUGUUUGGAGAGAAAGGUGGCUCUCACCCUUGCUCGUUACCUGGAAAAAGAGGAGCGUUUCCUCCCUCCACCCAGCGUCCGGGUGGUCGUCACCAUCGAGCAGACGGAGGAGGAAAUCAAGGAGGCGGCGGCUUGUAUCCGAGAGGCAGCUUCGUCUGUCCUGAACUCCCAGCACUGUGAUUUGUGAUUCCCUCCUCCAAAACAAACCACGAAUGUCUGGAGUCUGUGCAGAAUCCGCUCAGACGACUUGCUAAGACACAACUGCAAACGCAUCGCACAGCCGUCUCAACUACAAGACGUGUGUGUGGAGCUGAAAGACGGUGUGAGAAUUUCUGCAGAUAAACGCACAGCUUUACUAUUUUUUUACUCUUUACUUGUUUGCUUUGUGUCAUUUAUCAUGUCUCAUAGGUUUUCUGUACAAACGACACUGUUGUAUACUAUAUGUAAUAAUAUAUAUUGUAGUAUAUAUAUUAUCUUUAUGAAUGGAAAAACAUGGGCCUUGUCAUCACCCAGAUGCGUUUCUGCCUUGACUAAUGACCACAAGUCUUAAUGUAUAAAAGAAAAAAUACUGUAUUGUUUUGAGGUUUACUCAGACCAAAUGAUUUUUCUUCUCAGACAGAAGGAAAGCCAAGACGAUUUAUUUUGGCCUGACCAAAAGCUAUAUAGACAUUGGGGUGUGACAUUUAUUUACUGUCCCUGCGGUGCACUAGCACAUUAAAUGUACAAGAGGUGUCAUGAUUUUGUAUACUACUGAUAUUUUUCCAGAGGAACACUGAUUUUGAAACCUUAUAAAAUAAUCUUUGCUCGGCGGGAAAGCGAGGGUCUGCACGUCGCUGUGCCCCUCAGUCGGUCAGCAGCUCGCUCCAGUGUGUAUCUCCAAAUCUAUUUGGUGGAUCACCAUGAAAUCUGUCCGUUUUGGUGACCCUAUGACCUUCCAUCUAGCGCCACCAGCAGGUCCUUUGGGGCAUCUGCGCCUUUCUCAUUUCAUUUUAUUCAUGAUUGACGCUUGUCUGAUUUAAACUGUAAUCUGAGGAUGUUUCUGUGGAGCAUUCAAGCAGCCAUUGUGGGUGACUUAUGUGCUAUACUAAGAAAGUUGCACACACAUACACACACACACACACAUAAGAAUGUUUUACAGAUGUGGGACUGUCACAGAUUUGCUGCACGGACUGCUGACCCUCCAACAGAUUUAUUAUUAUUAUUAUAUAUUUUUUAAUAAGUUCUGACAUUCCCACAAGUGGACCUGUUCUGAUUUCACCUGUCACUAAUGAAUAAAAAUGAGAUGAGUUUCCUAUUUGCA
This is a messenger RNA of Myripristis murdjan (pinecone soldierfish), 2635 nucleotides long. It is a transcript of the gene sptlc1, whose product is annotated as serine palmitoyltransferase, long chain base subunit 1. The transcript has 15 exons. NCBI's taxonomy places the organism in Eukaryota, Metazoa, Chordata, Actinopteri, Holocentriformes, Holocentridae. Gene Ontology annotation, biological process: sphingosine biosynthetic process; ceramide biosynthetic process. Gene Ontology annotation, cellular component: endoplasmic reticulum. Gene Ontology annotation, molecular function: pyridoxal phosphate binding; serine C-palmitoyltransferase activity. Bases 86 to 1522 code for a protein of 478 amino acids. The record is from RefSeq and is a predicted model, not a curated record.